UUCUAAAUACGGAGCGCGCGCGGCGGUCCUGCACCCCGGUCAUGGCGGCAAUCGGAGUGACGCCAGUCCUCUACGAACCAGCGGCGGGCGACGCCUCCUGCUUCUUCACCUCCUCCUUGAUGCCAUCGUACUUCUCCCACGGCCACGGGGGAGUCAGCUCCACAACGUCAUCCAGCCCAGCGUCCAGCUACUCCGCCGCGCUCAGCGCCUCCCCGGUGCAGUCGCCGAUGCAGCCAGCGAUCGCCGACUACGCGGGACAGCUCGACAUGCCCGAGUACCUCUUCGACCACGGCUUGUUUGCCGCGCUGCCGCCGAAUGGCCCGCUCGCCCCCAUCCAGCAAGAUGGCAGCCACGGUGUCCCCGGUGCAAGCGCGACGACGCCCACUCACGCUAGGGGCGCUGCCGAGCCGGCGGCGAUGGAGCGCCCGCGGACGGAGCGGAUCGCGUUCCGGAUGAAGUCGGAGAUCGAAAUCCUCGACGACGGGUAUAAGUGGCGGAAGUACGGCAAGAAGUCCGUCAAGAACAGCCCCAACCCAAGGAACUACUACCGGUGCUCGACGGAAGGGUGCGACGUGAAGAAGAGGGUGGAGCGGGACAGGGACGACACAGCCUACGUGGUGACGACAUACGAGGGGACACACACCCACGUCAGCCCCAGCACAGUCUACUACGCCAGCCAGGACGCCGCCUCCGGCCGCUUCUUCGUCGCCGGCACGCACCCACCGCCAGGGUCGCUCGACUAGCCAUCAGCACAAGAGCAGGGCACGCACGUCGAGAUCAGCACGGAGCUCGCUGACCUGCUUCAGGACCCUUCCGUGUUGCCGGCGAGAAUCUGAUCGUCGCCGUAGCUCGAGCCGCUACCUCAUCGGAGUCAGCCAGCCUUCACGCUUUCAAGGAGUGAUCCCCAUAUAUGUACAAGCGACGUCCGGUCCGGUCUGGUUCUCGUGUUCAAUCUGCAACUAUGCUGAGUAAUGUUGCAGAUAUAUAAAAGCUUAGCACGAAGAGUUGAACACUGUGCAUUGUUUGUGAUUUUUAGAAGACUGGACAGAUUCAGUAGGUAUGUAGGACCUGUAAAAGAGCAACAGAUUCUUUCAAGAAACUUGGGGUCGUGUGGGCCGCUUGAUGAAUAUAUGCAGGCAUGAAUAUGUAAGCGAAACA
Messenger RNA from Lolium rigidum, 1158 nucleotides. RefSeq names its product probable WRKY transcription factor 57. The transcript has 2 exons. Gene Ontology annotation, biological process: regulation of DNA-templated transcription. The record is from RefSeq and is a predicted model, not a curated record. Bases 42 to 743 code for a protein of 233 amino acids. Gene Ontology annotation, molecular function: sequence-specific DNA binding; DNA-binding transcription factor activity. NCBI's taxonomy places the organism in Eukaryota, Viridiplantae, Streptophyta, Magnoliopsida, Poales, Poaceae.